Orbilia oligospora ATCC 24927 is the source of this 360-nucleotide messenger RNA. RefSeq lists its product as uncharacterized. Gene Ontology annotation, biological process: mitochondrial respiratory chain complex IV assembly. NCBI's taxonomy places the organism in Eukaryota, Fungi, Ascomycota, Orbiliomycetes, Orbiliales, Orbiliaceae. The transcript has 3 exons. The coding region runs from base 1 to 360 and encodes 119 amino acids. Gene Ontology annotation, cellular component: mitochondrial inner membrane. The record is from RefSeq and is a predicted model, not a curated record.
AUGCCGACAUUUCAAUCAAAAACAUUCCGCUCCUCCGCAUGGGAGAACACCAUUGCCGCAAAGUACCGCCGACACCUCAAGCGGCAUCCAUUCGCUCUAUUCGGUCUACCUUUCAUAUUGACCAUGGUUGCCGGUGCCUUCUUUCUCACUCCUGCUCAGGCGCUGCGGUAUGAGAAGCAUGACCGGAAAGUUAGGAAGAUGACGCAGGAGGAAGCUUUGGGGAUGCAGAAAGAUAGAAGAGGGGUGGAUAUCAACGAGGAGUACUACCGUCUGAUGGGUAAGGAUAUCGAUAGCUGGGAGCAAAAGCGGGUAGAGCGAUUGCCCGGCGAAAGCGAGAAUCUAUGGGAACGAUCAAAGUAA